CCGCAGGAAGCGGAAGGGGGACGGGGGAGGCGGCUCUUUGUCGGAGCUAGCGGACCGGCAGGCGGCAGCAGCAACUACGGCGGCGGCAGAACCCAGCAGUGAUGUGGAGGUGGAGACCCACAGGAGCCCCGGACUUCACCUGAGCUACCUCAGCAGUCACCAAGGGUGGCAGCAAAAAGAAGAAAGCCCCGAUUUGGGGGAGACCAGGAUGCCUGACCGGGACAGCUAUGCCAAUGGCACUGGGAGCAGCGGUGGAGGCCCUGGAGGCAGUAGCGGCGAGGAGGCCACUAGUGGGGCAGGGGCAGGCAGUGGCGGAGCCAGCUCAGAUGCCAUCUGUAGAGAUUUCCUGAGGAAUGUGUGCAAGCGAGGCAAGCGGUGCCGCUUUCGUCAUCCAGACAUGAGUGAAGUGUCCAACUUGGGAGUGAGCAAAAAUGAAUUCAUCUUCUGCCAUGACUUCCAGAACAAGGAGUGUAGCCGCCCAAACUGCCGAUUCAUCCAUGGCUCCAAGGAGGAUGAGGACGGCUAUAAGAAGACAGGCGAGCUCCCUCCUCGAUUGAGGCAGAAAGUUGCAGCUGGCCUGGGCCUUUCACCAGCUGACCUACCAAACGGCAAAGAGGAAGUCCCUAUCUGCCGUGACUUUCUUAAGGGUGACUGCCAGAGAGGAGCCAAGUGCAAGUUCCGUCAUUUGCAACGGGAUUUUGAAUUUGAUGCUCGUGGUGGAGGUGGUGGUACUGGUGGUGGGGGCUCAACAGGCCCAGUCCCCCCCGGACGACGGCAUGAUCUCUAUGAUAUCUAUGACCUUCCAGACAGGGGCUUUGAGGACCAUGAGCCAGGCCCCAAGCGCCGGCGAGGUGGGUGUUGUCCCCCUGACGGCCCCCAUUUUGAGUCAUAUGACUAUAGCCUGGCUCCACCCCGGGGAGUGGAGUGUAGACUGCUAGAAGAGGAGAAUGCCAUGCUCAGGAAGCGAGUAGAGGAGCUGAAGAAGCAGGUCAGCAAUCUGCUGGCCACUAAUGAGGUAUUGCUGGAGCAAAACGCCCAGUUCCGCAAUCAGGCCAAGGUCAUGACCCUGAGCUCCACUGCACCAGCAACCGAGCAGACUCUGGCCCCCACUGUGGGCACCGUUGCCACUUUUAACCAUGGCAUUGCCCAGACUCACACUACUCUCAGCAGCCAGGCUUUACAGCCUCGUCCAGUGUCCCAGCAAGAACUGGUGGCUCCCGCUGGAGCUCCAGCUGCACCCCCAACAAAUGCUGCACCUCCUGCUGCUCCGCCACCCCCACCCCCACACUUGAACCCAGAGAUCACACCACUGUCAGCUGCUCUGGCUCAGACAAUUGCCCAGGGGAUGGCACCCCCACCUGUCUCUAUGGCUCCUGUUGCUGUGUCCGUGGCUCCUGUGGCUCCUGUGGCUGUGUCAAUGGCCCAACCCUUGGCAGGAAUCACAAUGAGUCACACCACCACUCCUAUGGUGACUUACCCCAUCGCUUCCCAGAGCAUGCGCAUCACAGCCAUGCCACACUGAUGGGGCUUAUGGACACUCCCCUGGUAUAGUCUCCCCAGGGCUGGGGUCGAGGAAUCCUCACCCACUUGCCUAGCUCUCCCAGGCCCUGUUUGAAGGGCUCACUCAAGAACUCGGACAAGAGACUACAAGGAGUUUGCUUCUGAGGAGUUGAGCGGGUGUGUUUUCUCUCACCUCCCUUUAAUGAAGGUCCUCUUGUCCAUCUUCCUUCAAGCCUCAGAGAGGGGGCUUGCAUAGGAGUGCAGACUGAAGCCAGCUGAGAGAAAGGAUUGACUGAGGUGCUUUGUGUUCCCUGAUGGGAAGUUAGAGACAUCUCUGGUCUUGUCUCUCUUCCAUACAGCAGGUUCUAGUACUGGCUUUGGAAGAAAAAAAGAUCACCUUCCCACAGGAAAAGUGAGCACAGAUUGAGAAAUAGGUGACCAGAAGAGAAGGCCUGAUAGGAACUUUCAGACAAUGUGGAGCCUAGUUGAGUUGGACAGUACAGAAACUGCUCCUGGGCCUCUGAGAAGGCAGGGACCUUAGUGCUCCAGCCCCAAACACUAGAGGAACAUUCGUUACCUUGACUUGGCCUGAAAAAUCCAUAGGGCAGGACCCACCUCUUUCCAAAGAAAUUAAAAAAAAAAAAAACAAUUAUUUUUAAGUAAUGGAGGUAAUGAAAAGUUGCUUAGCUGUUUUGUGUGGAAGAUGGGAGCAGUCAGCAGAACUCAGGCCAAAAUGGAAUAAAGACCCGCCCUCAGAUAGGCUGGGUAAUGGCGGACAGAGACCAGUGAGAAAGAAGACCAAGAAAAAGAGCAAAUGGGGCUUUGGGGAAGGCACUUCAUGGGGGAAAUGAAUUGGAGCCACCUAGUCUGGUUUAAAAAUAGUCCCAUCUGUUUCUGGUUCCCAUCUGCAUGUACUAUUCUCAGGUUGCCUUAGUAACCAGGGCUCCUAGGGUCAUUUAGGGGGGCAGGUAUUAAAGAGUGUGUAUGUGCUGGGAAGAGGGAAUGGGAUAUGUAUUGACAAAUCCCUUUUUCAAACAGUGAGCAGGUGGUAAUUGCUCUUUUGAGUGCUGAUGACAGUGUCCCUCCUACCCCAGCCCUUCCUCAGUUACCAGUGCCUUAAGCCUUGAAGGCUUGGGAGGUGCUGGGAAAAGGAAAGUUCUUCUGGGGACACCAGCCUCAGAGUUCAUGCCUUUCUUCCCUCUGACUACAUGUAGGAUGCAGUUUUAAAUCCGAAUGAGGGUCACUUUGGCCAGGAACCCCAAUAGCCCAGCUUCAGUUACUUCUCAGCUCAUAACUAAUAAAGGGGAAACACCUCCGUGUCUAGUCUAAUGGUACAGUGGAUUUGGGGAUAGAGAGUGAUCCUGGGUUGUGCUCUCCCUGUCAUAUCUCCUGCUACCUCUUAACUCUCUUGUCUGGUUGAUCACUCAGGUUACAUCUAGGGUUGGAGAUGGUGGGCUACAUCAAGGCUGCUCAUUAAAAAAAAAAAAAAAAAAAAAAAAGCUAAAAAGGGCCUAAAGAAUAAAAGUGGGCAAAUACUGAAAUACUGUUUGUGGAUUUUAGAAACCACACAUUGAAAAGCCUACUGUUGAUUUUUCUGGCACAAUUCUGGGUUAUUAAAAAGAUAUGGUUUUGAGCAUAUAGAGAUAAAUGUGGUCAUAGAUGCCAACAUGAAUUCAACCCAGCCAAAUCCUAAUUUAUUUUAUUUUUGCCAAGUAUCUCUAUAAAGAGGUAGAUUUGGGAAACUGUAGACAUUGUAUGUCCUUCAUUAAACAUACUCCAUCUAAAGACUACCAGGAAUACACCUGUAGUUAAACUUAAAUUGUGUUUAAUGUUUAUUGGAAUGAUGGGGGAACUGUGGUGUGUUUCAGCAGGAGGGGAUUAGAAAUACCUUAUAGGGUUUGGACUUUGUUAACUGAGUUGAUUGUUUUUUAAAGUGGAGCUUUGCUGUAAUUUGAGUGCUACCAGGGAAAUAGGGAUCUCUUAUCUAGAAAAAGGGUAAAAUAGAAUGAAGCUGAAGCUGCUUGCUGUAUUGGUAAUUGGAACAGCAGUCACUCAUUAGCUGGGAGAAGGGAGAAGGGAAUAUUUGCUAUUCUGUGGUGGUUUGCAUUCUGACCCAUAAGGUUUUUUUUUUUUUUAAUUUCUUUAUUGGGGAAUUAAUGUUUUACAUUCAACAGUAAAUACAAUAGUUUGUACAUGCAUAAUAUUCCCCAGUUUCCCAUAUAACAAUACAACCCCCACUAGGUCCUCUGAAUCCUUCUUGGACCUGUAUUCUCCCCACCCACCUACCCCAGAGUCUUUUACUUUGUUGCGAUACCGAUACCCUAGAUACACUAUAUGCCAAUUCCAUUUCAGGUUCUACUUGUGGUUUUUUUUUUUUUUUUUUUCUGAUCUUGUUUUUCAACUUCUGCCUGAGAGUGAGAUCAUCCCAUAUUCAUCCUUCCGUUUCUGACUUGUUUCACUUAACAUGAAUUUUUCAAGGUCCAUCCAAGAUCGGCUGAAAACAGUGAAGUCACCAUUUUUUACAGCUGGGUAGUAUGUAUUCCGUUGUGUAUAUAGACCACAACUUGCUCAGCCACUCAUCUGUUGUUGGACACCUGGUUUGCUUCCAGGUUUUGGCUAUUACAAAUUGUGCUGCCAAGAACAUGUGUGUACACAUAUCUUUUUGGAUGGAUGUGUUGGGUUCCUUAGGAUAUAUCUCAAGGAGAGGAAUUGCAGGAUCAUAGGUAGGUCCAUUUCUACCAUAAGGGUUUUUUUUUUUUUCUUUUUUCUUUCCAGAGUUCUGACUUGUGGUGGUACCAAAGAAGGGACCUGGGGUUUUAAACAUUUAAAGUUUCUCUGCAUAGCUAUUAUUUUAUCUUCCAAGUCCCAUAAUAGUGAUUGAGUGACUUUGCCUGAUGUUGGUGUUUUGUGAGAGUGUCCAAUAAGAGAAUGUAAUUUUCUUUUUUUAUAUAUAUUUUUAAAAUAUUUAUUAAUUUUCCCCUUUUGUUGCCCUUGUUGUUUUUCAUUGUUGUUGUAGUUACUAUUGUUGUUAAGCGUGCGCUUAACCCGCUGCACUACCACCCGACUCCCAAGAAUGUAAUUUUCUAGCUGUGAGUCCCAGAUCAGCCCACAGGACUCUGAAGCCUAGUUGUGUCAGACCAGUGACCAGAUGUCAGGAACUGCUUUCAACUUUCUCACCUGCUAAGUCAUUGCAGGUUAGAGAAUCAUCAUGGGUCAGUUAGUAACUGGUAAAAUCAAAAGUGAAAAUUUGUGUGUAGAAAUGCUUUAUUUUUUUCAGUAGAAAAAUAGGUGGGCAGGCAGUAGCACACCAGGUGGGUUACCAUGCAAGGACCCAGGUUCAAGCUCCCUCUCCCCAUCUGCAGGGGGGAAGCUUCACAAUGAAGUAGCUCUAAAGGUGUCUCUAUUUCUCCCUCCCUUCUCAAUUUCUCUGUCCUAUCAAUUUAUAAUUAUGUUACAGGAAAAUUAUAAUACAGGAAAAAAAUUAAAAUUGGCAGCCAGGAGCGGUGGCUUCCAAGUGCUGUCACCAAGCCCCAGCAAUAAUCCUGGUGGCAAGAGAAAAAAAAAAAGUGUUAUGAAUAGUAACACAAAGAAGUACUAAGGAUCAACUUGGAUUGAUACUCUUUCCUUAAAAAACUUGUCUGGGGAACAGAUGAAAAGAUCUACAUUGUAGUAAUUCACAUGAUUGUAACACGGGACUUUUUUUUUUUCUUUUUUGCCCUGGCAGGACUUUUUUUUUUUUCUUUUUUGCCCCUGGCAGCCUUUUUUUUUUCAUUUUAUUGGAUAGGACAGAGAGAAACUGAGAUGUGCUCCACUGUGUACUUGACAAAGCAGCUGCACUAUCCAGAUGAGCUACUUUGCUGGCCCUAAAUGUAGUUUUUAUUUUAUUUUUUUUUGCCUCCAGGGUUGUCGCUGGGGCUCAGUGCCCAUACCAUGAAUCCACUGCUCCUGGAGGCCAUUUUUCCCCCCUUUUGUUGCCCUCCUUAUUGUAGCCUUGUUGUGGUUAUUGUUGUUGAUGUUCGUUGUUGGAUAGGACAGAGAGAAAUGGAGAGAGGAGGAGAAGACAGAGAGAGGGAGAGAAAGACAGAUACCUGCAGACCUGCUUCACCGCCUGGCCUGUGAAGUGACUCCCCUACAGGUGGGGAGCCGGGGGCUCGAAACGGGAUCCCUAAGCUGGUCCUUGCUCUUUGCAGCACCUGUGCUUAACCCGCUGCCCUACGGCCGGACCCUCUAAUUUUUUUUUUUUUUAAAGCACCAUUGAGGAGGGUUAGUGGCGCAUUUGGUUGAAUGCACAUGUUACAACGCACAAAGACCGAGGUUCAAGCCCCUGGUCUCCACCUGCAGGGAGAAAGCUUUGCAAGUAGUAAAGCGGGCUGUAGGUGUCUCUGUCUCCCUCCCUCUCUAUUUUCCCCUUCCCUCUUGAUUUCUGGCUGUCUCUAUCCAAUAAAUAAGUAAAGAUAAAUUUUUGGGGGUCGGGGUUCAGCGCACAUGGUGAGAAACUCAAGAAUUGAGGACCAGUGUAAGGAUCCCGGUUCGAGCCCCUGGCUCCCUAUCUGCAGGGGGGGGGCGCUUCACAAGCAGUGUAGCAGGUUAAAAAAAGAGUAACGGGGGAGUCCAGCGGUAGUGCAGCGGGUUAAGCACACGUGGCGCAAAGCGCAAGGACUGGUGUAAAGAUCUGGGUUCGAACCCUAGUCUCCCCACCUGCAGUGAAGCAGGUCUACAGUUGUCUCUCUUCUCUCUCCUUCUGUCUUCCCCUCCUCUCUCCAUUUCUCUCUGUCCUAACAACUACGACAUCAAUAACAACAACAAUAAUAACUACUACAACAAUAAAAGGACAACAAAAGGGAAAAAAAAGAGUAAUGGAAGUCGGGCGGUGGCACAGCAGGUUAAGCGUACAUGGCGCAAAGCGCAAGGACCGGCUCAAGGAUCCCGGUUCGAGCAUCGGCUCCCCACCUGUAGGGGGGGGUCGCUUCACAAGCGGUGAAGCCGGUCUGCAGGUGUCUUUUUCUCCCCCUCUGUUUUACCCCUCCUCUCUCCAUUUCUCUGUCUUAUCCAACAACGACGUCAUCAAUAGCAACAACAAUAACUAAACAAUAAAAAACAAGGGCAACAAAAGGGAAUAAGUAUUAAAAAAAAAGAGUAACAUUGACAUGGUACACCUGGUUGAGGGCACACAUUACAGUGUACAAGGACCCAGAUUUAAGCCCCUAGUUCUCACCUGUAAUGGGGAAGCUUAACAGUUGGUCAAACAGUGCUGUAGACAUCUCCAUCUGUUUUCCCCCUUCCUAUUCAAUUUCUGUCUCUACCCAAAGUUAAAAAUAUAUAACCAUUGGCAAAUCAAUGGAAUAGCUGAAAAACUAACGAGCAAUCUAGGAGGUUGUACAGUGAAUAAAGCAUUGAACUGUCAAGAUGAGGACUUGAGUUUGAUCCCUAGCAGCACAUGUACCAGAGUGAUGCUGUGGUUCACUGUCUCUCUCUCAUUAAUAAAUCUUCUAAAAAAUUAA
This is a messenger RNA of Erinaceus europaeus (western European hedgehog), 7001 nucleotides long. RefSeq names its product zinc finger CCCH-type containing 10 (gene ZC3H10). The transcript has 3 exons. The record is from RefSeq and is a predicted model, not a curated record. Gene Ontology annotation, molecular function: metal ion binding. Bases 209 to 1522 code for a protein of 437 amino acids. Lineage: Eukaryota; Metazoa; Chordata; Mammalia; Eulipotyphla; Erinaceidae.